Molecule: messenger RNA, 1727 nt
Organism: Cucumis sativus (cucumber)
Lineage: Eukaryota; Viridiplantae; Streptophyta; Magnoliopsida; Cucurbitales; Cucurbitaceae
Product: probable serine incorporator
Exons: 7
Coding region: 195-1430 (411 amino acids)
Cellular component (GO): membrane
Source: RefSeq, a predicted model, not a curated record
GUAAAGGGAUCGUCAAUUGGAAUGAAAGGGAAAAGGAGACCAAUCCAUCGACGAAUUACAUAACCGAAGUCAGUCUCGAAUCUCGAUCUCUCAUACGAUUGUUCGGGUUGCUUGGUGUUUGAUCCUGGGAAUUUUCUCCUCCAAAUCUAUUCCAAGAUAAACUUUUAAACCGGUGGCUGUGUGAGGAAACAAAGAUGUGGGCAGCUUCUUGCCUUGCGUCGUGCUGUGCAGCUUGCGCAUGUGAUGCAUGCCGUACGGUUGUUUCCAGUAUUAGCCGAAGGUCUGCAAGGAUUGCAUACUGUGGCCUCUUUGCUCUCUCUUUGAUUGUUUCUUGGAUUCUCAGAGAGGUCGCUGCUCCCCUUCUGGAGAAGAUCCCUUGGAUUAAUACUUUCCAUGAAACACCUAGCCGAGAUUGGUUUCAAACUGAUGCAGUCUUGCGAGUUAGCUUGGGAAAUUUUCUCUUCUUCACCAUUCUAUCUGUAAUGAUGGUUGGUGUAAAAAGUCAAAGAGAUCCCCGGGAUAAUAUUCACCAUGGUGGAUGGAUGGUGAAGGUGAUUUGUUGGUUCCUUCUGGUGGUACUAAUGUUUUUCGUUCCCAAUGAGAUUAUUACCUUUUAUGAGUCUAUAUCAAAGUUUGGCUCAGGAUUGUUUCUUCUCGUUCAAGUUGUUCUUUUGCUGGAUUUCGUUCAUAGAUGGAAUGACACCUGGGUUGGAUAUGACGAGCAGUUUUGGUACAUUGCAUUAUUUGUUGUUUCACUUUUCUGUUAUGUGGCAACGUUUGUCUCGUCUGGACUUCUCUUCCAUUGGUUCACACCGGCAGGGCAUGAUUGUGGGCUCAACACCUUCUUUAUUGUGAUGACCCUAAUUUUUGCAUUUAUUUUCACAGUUGUUGCACUGCACCCAGCAGUUGGUGGCAGUGUUUUACCUGCAUCGGUCAUAUCGCUAUACUGCAUGUAUCUCUGUUAUAGUGGACUUGCUAGUGAACCAAGAGACUAUGAAUGCAAUGGUCUCCACAAACAUUCCAAAGCUGUUUCCACAGGCACUCUUUCCUUGGGUCUUCUCACGACUGUUCUAUCAGUAGUCUAUUCUGCUGUUCGUGCUGGUUCUUCUACAACCUUGCUUUCCCCACCAAGUUCACCCCGUGCAGGAAAGCCAUUGCUUCCACUGGAGAAAGCAGAUGAACACGAGGAAAAAGAAAAGUCAAAGCCAGUUACAUAUUCAUAUUCAUUUUUCCACAUCAUCUUCUCUCUUGCUAGUAUGUACUCAGCAAUGCUCCUGACUGGGUGGACCACCUCUGUUGGCGGGAGCGGCAGAUUGGUUGAUGUCGGCUGGGCUUCCGUGUGGGUUCGUGUUGUGACUGGUUGGGCCACUGCAGCAUUGUUCAUCUGGUCUUUGAUUGCCCCUGUUCUGUUCCCAGACCGGGACUUCUGAGUGCUUAUUCAUUGAACUGUGGAAAAUAUUUGGUGAUGUUAAUGUGUCCGAACUCUUAAGUAGAUAUUAUAUCAAUCACUUAUCAUGUGCUUAGGAAAUUUCCAAUCUGUAUAUGUAGAGCCUGAAGGAUGGCUGGCUAUAUAAGCCUGGACUUUAACUUGUUUGGAAGAUAUUGUCUUGAUUGCAUAUGAUGAAUGAAGAAAGUUGUAAUAUAGAACUCCAAAAAGUGAUUGAUCGUAGACGCGAAAGGGCCUUUAAAUAACAUGUUUUUAACAAACUUGAUUUUAUAAGUUUAAA